This is a messenger RNA of Schistosoma turkestanicum, 687 nucleotides long. The record is from the annotation of a GenBank genome assembly. Lineage: Eukaryota; Metazoa; Platyhelminthes; Trematoda; Strigeidida; Schistosomatidae.
AUGGAUUCAACUAUCUAUUCUCCGUAUCACAAUUAUGUCCCAUUAGACGCUAGUCAUGGUCCAGAUACAAAAUAUAAACUUCCUUCUCGUAACUAUGCCACUGGUAAAUCUAAAAUGGCAGCAUGGUUUGUAAGCAACUGUAAAGCUUCAAGUCCGAGACAAAUUUAUGUCAAAGAAUUAUCUCGAUAUCUUGAGGUUGAUAUUUAUGGUGCUUGUGGCACUAUGAAUUGCCCUAGGAAAUCCGAAGCUGAAUGUUUUGCUCUACUCGAAAAUCAGUAUAAAUUCUACUUGAGUUUUGAAAACAGCUUAUGUCCUGAUUAUAUUACAGAAAAGUUUUUCAUCAACGCAUUGAGUCAUACUGUAGUUCCAGUAGUCAUGGGUGCAUCAGUCGAAGAAUACAAGCGUGUUGCUCCUCCUCAUUCGUUUAUUCAUGUGGAUCAGUUUCAAUCACCAGCAGAACUCGCUAAAUAUUUGAAUUAUCUGGAUAGAAAUGAAACCGCAUACAAUGAAUACUUCGCAUGGCGUGAUCAUGGAACCAUAGAUGCCUUGUCACCACGACUUAUGUGCAUUAUAUGCUUAUUAGCCCAUACUGCUGAUAAACUGGAACCAUAUACAUUCCCGAACGUUUCAAAAUGGUGGAAUGAUGCUUGUAUCGGUCGGAAACUACGUUGGAAUUCGCCAAGUUGA